Molecule: messenger RNA, 1221 nt
Organism: Neodiprion virginianus
Lineage: Eukaryota; Metazoa; Arthropoda; Insecta; Hymenoptera; Diprionidae
Product: uridine diphosphate glucose pyrophosphatase NUDT14-like
Exons: 3
Coding region: 104-781 (225 amino acids)
Biological process (GO): ribose phosphate metabolic process; nucleoside phosphate metabolic process
Molecular function (GO): UDP-sugar diphosphatase activity
Source: RefSeq, a predicted model, not a curated record
AAAGUCAAGUCGAGCGAGUUGGCGCGUGGUAGAUGAGCCGUCUGCAACCACGUAUUUACCUAACCUAAAAACCGGACAAAAGGACGUCAGGUAGACAGCGAAGAUGAGCGAAGCGAACACUGAUCGGGAAACAAAGAUCCUCAGAGAGAAGAUGCAGGAUCUGAAGGAUGUAGAGAUAGGUCCUCUACCGCCAAACUCACCGUGGGUGAGGCCGGUGCGAAUGCAAUUCCGACAGGCAGGAAAACUGAAGAAAUGGGAUCUGCUCCGUAUCCACGACUCCGUGGCCAUGAUCGUCUUCAACGUCACCCAGAGGAAACUUAUAUUCGUAUCCCAGUUCCGUCCCGCCGUUUUCUAUGCAAGUUUACCCGAGAAACAGGGCAAAGUUGACCUUCAGCAAUACCCUCCGAGCCUUGGCGUUACGUUAGAACUUUGCGCAGGCAUCGUAGACAAGGAUCUACCCAUCGCUGAGAUCGCUAGGGAGGAAUUGCUCGAGGAGUGCGGAUAUAACGCUCCUGUUUCCAACUUCGUUAAGCUCCACACAUGCAGAAGUGGAGUCGGACCUACAGGAGCCAUGGAAACACUCUUCUAUGUAGAAGUUACAGACGAGAUGCGAGUGAAUUCUGGUGGGGGUUCGGAGGUUGAGGGUGAGCUGAUCGAGGUGGUCGAAUUGAGUGUAAACGAAUUUAAGGAGUACAUAAACCGUCCAAGCAUCCAGAGUCCACCGGAAGUUUUAUUUGCGGCAUCCUGGUUUUUCCACAAUAAACCAGAGCACUGUUCCUAAAUGAAUAACACCUAUGUAUGUAAUAUAUAAAUAUAUUUAUACCCUAUAGUUAAUAACCGUCAAUCAACAAAUGGUGGUUAUUAAUCAUUUAAUAGUAUAUUAAGGGACAUUAAAUGACCAUUACCCUCCAGUUGACGUUUAUCAAUUUUAUGUUUAUUUACAAAGUUUUGUUUUUUAUAUCAAUUAAAAUGGCAAAAUAGAUAGGUACUAGUGCUCAGCCUCAUCUUUUGUAAAUUGGGAACUGACCCAGGCCAAACCCCACUUCAGAUUGGUCAGUAAAAAUUUGAGAGCCUUGGUCCAUUGCUCUUCGGAAUUGAAUUGGAUCCUAUAAAUAAAGCGGUGACAAUUUUCGUACAUUCUAGAGGUUUGAAUAGUCGAAUCAAGACGCAACUAUAAAAGACGUGUACCAAAUUUAAUAAUAAAGGAAAAUGAAUACUUUA